UUUCAGAUUUUUGUCUCAUGGGCUACCGAUUAUGACGUAUAUCUUGAGGAAUCAACCUGAGAUUGACCAAUCAGCAAGCAGAUCGCUGGCCAUGUGACUUCUAAAGACAUUGUUCUUCUUCUCUCCAUAGCGCAUAGCGGCAUAGCUGCUUUCCAGUGCUUUUGAAUUGAGAGUUGACGAUUUGUAUCAUUGUAUCACACUGCCUACUGCCAAACUAACAAUGAAAAUCUUCUAGAAUCUAGACUAUAGAACGUCACCCAGGAACCCGUCGCCGCCACCUCGAUGUACAAUGGAGGCCCAAGGCAGUGCCUGAGCUGUGUUACCACGUUACCAGUUUUGUGGUUACCAGUACCGAUUUUUAAGUAGAGAUUUACUAAAACAACGAUUUCUAGAUGGCAUGACAACAGACAUCUUGCUUUAAAUAGUGAAUUUCUGUAUUUCUUAUAUAUUUCAAUGAAACACAGGAAUAGUUCUGCUCUUCAGUUUUUCAAAACCGAGUGGGGCUCAACAUCUACAAUUUUCAAUCAGGGGCAAAAUUUCUGCUUUUAGGUUUACUUUUUUACCUAAAAUUCGCAGGAUCUACCAAAAAAUGUCCCACUAAUCUACCAAAAGCAAAUCUACUACACCUGGCAAAGCGUUGCCUAAUGCGGGACCCACCCGAUGCUUCCAACGUUGUAUGCAACGUUGUGUACAGUAUUCGACACCCCACAAUUGGCAAGUAUAUCUCCUACAGGAUGGGGUGAACUUUUUAGUCUCGAACGUUCGACGCAUAGUGGCGUCAACGCCUAUUAUCGGUGUCGGUGUCGUGCUUGAACCUUUACAACUGAACGAAAAAUUAUACAAAAUGAUCGAUAAAACAAUUUUUUCGAGCCCCAAAAAACAAUUUCAGAUCUGUCUUCAGCGACCAAAAGUUAAGUCGGUCAGUAGCCUCAGAAAUGUCGAAAAACGAAGUUUGACCGUUUUUUGUUUGUUUUUCGACGGUAAAUUCCCCGCCACUUUAUCGAUUUUUAAAAACUGUAGAGCUUUUUCGUCAUUUUCAUAGUAGUAGCCUAGGGUCAACAUUUCAUCAAAAUCCUGAUAGUACUUUAAGACUUAUCAUUUAUUGAAUCGUUUUCGUUAUUUAUGAAAUGAAAGUCAAUAUACUUCUCAAUGCAUUGCAACAGAGCAUUAUGAUGAAACAACUGUAAACUCAUGAUCAUUUAUAAUUUACUAAAAUGCAUAUCCUCAGGCCAGCGAUAACUCACCUGCGAAACGUAAAAAAUAUUAGCGAUAUGAAAAUAGUGUUAUGGCAGCCAAUGCUUUGUAUGUAUACUAAUUUAAUUCAUUCUCCUCAAAAGUUAGUUACGGAACAUACAUUAUUAUGAAUAGGUAGCUACUCAAAUCAAAAUACUUCUCCGCAAUUACAGCAAACAAGUAAAUAAUAUUUUUCGCCGAUACUGGAUCUAACCUAAAACCACCAAACACAUAACAUCUCGUGUGAGAGCGUAAUGAACCAUUCUUCCAAAGUUGUAACGUCCUUUGACGCGGGUCAAAUUUACCGACAAGAGCCCGAACGUCCAUGUGGCAAACGUUGGACACAUGCAAUCUGUCAGCGCUCUCCCACACGAUGUAGCAAAUGGCCCUAAGUCCAACGUUGUAAGGAGCGUGUGGGAGCGCCUUAAACCGUCACAGAAAUCGGCAUACGUGUUUCCGGUCCGAUCAUUUGACGUUGAUGACAUUUGACAGCAAUAGCAAGAUGGCCUUUUCCGCUUAAUGCUGCCCGUCUGUGAAGGUAGUGAAUCAUCACUCGUAUUAAUGAAAUACUUUGAGAUGAAAUGCAUUUUACACGCACUCGGUAACCUCAAUCUAACAACAACGUGUAUCCAAAUGCCUGAACCUUAAUAAUUUUAUUUUCAAUUUAUAUUUGAUUGUGACCCUAUAACGCAAGUCACAUCACCUGUCGCACGGGAACUUAUUCCAUUCGUUUUAAAAAAUGGCGGACGAUUGGGCUCUGGAUGAGGUAGCCGUAGAUCAAGGGGCAGUGAUUGUACCCAAGAUCGCUGAGCUGCCUGAAAUCAAACUUUUUGCAAGAUGGUCUUGCGAUGACGUACAAGUGUCUGAUAUGUCACUUCAGGACUACAUUGCAGUAAAAGAAAAGAAUGCCAAAUACCUACCACAUUCUGCUGGCAGAUAUGCGGCCAAAAGAUUCCGCAAGGCACAAUGUCCAAUUGUAGAGCGAUUAACAAACUCCCUGAUGAUGCAUGGUCGUAACAAUGGCAAAAAGCUGAUGGCUGUCCGCAUUGUUAAACAUGCAUUUGAAAUCAUCCAUUUGCUUACUGGAGAGAACCCAUUGCAGGUAUUGGUGUCUGCUAUCAUCAACUCUGGACCCAGAGAAGAUUCUACCAGAAUUGGUAGGGCUGGUACAGUCAGAAGGCAAGCUGUGGAUGUCUCACCGCUGCGUCGUGUCAACCAGGCUAUCUGGUUAUUGUGCACAGGAGCAAGAGAAGCAGCCUUUAGAAACAUCAAGACCAUUGCAGAAUGUCUAGCUGAUGAACUCAUCAAUGCUGCUAAGGGUUCGUCCAAUUCUUAUGCUAUUAAGAAGAAAGAUGAACUUGAACGUGUGGCUAAGUCUAAUCGUUAAUUUUUGUAUGUGUUUUUUUCUGUGAAUAAACAGAAAACUAAAAAGUUGUCUUUAUAUUUCAGUUCCUCAUAAACCAGGGAUGCUG
Acanthoscelides obtectus is the source of this 2705-nucleotide messenger RNA. The record is from the annotation of a GenBank genome assembly. NCBI's taxonomy places the organism in Eukaryota, Metazoa, Arthropoda, Insecta, Coleoptera, Chrysomelidae.